Molecule: messenger RNA, 267 nt
Organism: Paramecium sonneborni
Lineage: Eukaryota; Ciliophora; Oligohymenophorea; Peniculida; Parameciidae
Source: the annotation of a GenBank genome assembly
AUGUUAUUCUUAAGGGGAGAAUAAUUGUAAGUUGUGAUGAUUAUUAAUUAUUAUAAAAUAUAUGAAAGGAACAUAAACGAAUGGGUGAAUUAUCAAUAAUGUCUAAUAAACAUUAAUUUAUUUAACUCAUUAUUUCUUUUCCACUCUAAUUGCAUCUUAAUACAAAAAUAUUUUAUGUAAAAUAAUAUUUAAAGAAUCAAUAAUUUAGAGUUGAAUAAUAAAAUUUAAUAUUAAUUUUCUUUAUUUGAAUAUAUUAAACUUAAGUGA